UUAAUCAUUUAUCUGAAAGUUUCAAAGAAACAGAGCAAUUAUAAAUACUCUGCUAUUGUCACAACUUAUAACUCAAAACUGUAUUCUGUGAGAGAUUUUAAAUUUAAAGUUUCCAAAAAAAACUUCAAUAUGGGAAGAGUUGAUUAUUUGGCCAUGAAGACUGAGGAGGAAACCGCGGCGAACCUGAUCAAUUCCGAUUUGAAUGAGUUUGUGGACGCCGCGAAGAAACUCGUGAAAGAUGCAACGAUGCUAGGUGGUUUAAGCUUUGGCACGUCUUUCCUCCAAUGGGCCGCUUCAAUCUCAGCCAUUUAUCUGUUGAUAUUAGAUCGGACCAACUGGAGAACCAAAAUGUUGACUACACUUUUGGUGCCAUACAUCUUUCUCACACUUCCUUACGUUAUCUUCAACUUCUUCAGGGGAGAUUUUGGGAAAUGGAUUGCUCUCAUUUCGAUCACAAUAAGGCUCUUCUGCCCUAAACACUUUCCAGAUUGGUUGGAGAUUCCAGCAGCACUGAUCCUUCUUCUGGUGGUUGCACCAAGCCUCAUAGCUGGGACAGUAAGAGAAAGUUGGGUUGGGGCAGUGAUUUGUCUUAUCAUAGCAUGUUACCUUUUCCAUGAACACAUUAAAGCUUCUGAUGGGUUCAGAAACGCUUUAACUCAGAAGCAUGGACUCUCCAAUACUAUUGGGAUCGUUGCUCUCCUCGUUUACCCGGUUUGGACCAUCUUUUUCAACAUCUUCUAAGUCGUUCCUACUCAUUGGCCUGGAAACACCUUCAACAUUCUGUGUCUUGCUUUCAUUUGUUAAAGUGCGAAUUGUUUGUGUUUUAAAAGCAUUUGUGUUUGGGAAAAUGUUCAGUAAACAAAACAAAGAUUCAGUUCUGAUGUGUAAGAUAUAUGGGUUUGUAUUGUAUAUGCUUGGUGUGUUGAAUGAAAUCUUGAAACAUCUUAGACUA
Messenger RNA from Brassica oleracea var. oleracea, 952 nucleotides. RefSeq names its product cold-regulated 413 plasma membrane protein 4. Gene Ontology annotation, cellular component: membrane. The transcript is spliced from 4 exons. Bases 130 to 741 code for a protein of 203 amino acids. Lineage: Eukaryota; Viridiplantae; Streptophyta; Magnoliopsida; Brassicales; Brassicaceae. The record is from RefSeq and is a predicted model, not a curated record.